GUGACGUAUAAUCUAGUGGACGGUUCUUCAUAAACAGCUCGUCAACCACCUCGGUAGCUUGCUAGCCAACAUAGCCGAAAGAUUCAAGCUAUUUAUACGCUUUCGGUGUAUAUUACCAACUGUGUUUUAGACACACUUCUGUCCUAUCUACUUGUUAAACUAUUUAAUUUAAUAUUACGUUAAUUUUUAUUAGUCAGCUAUAGUAGCUGGCUGGUUAAAUUAGCACUAGCCUAGUCGCUAAUGAUAGCUAGCUAGCUAACAUCCCCGAACAUGAGCUCACUAAACUUCUCCCCUCUCGUUGAAGAAGAUGAGGUCUGCUGGACGGAGAAAGGAGGUCUGUGGCUGAACGUUGUCGUGAAAGAGGAGGAGGAAGAGGAGGAUGUCACAGUAAAACAAGAAGUAGUGGAUGAGGCUGUUAAAGUGAAAGAAGAAGAGAAAGACGUUUCAGUGAAAGAAGAGGAAGAUGCGUUCAGAGUGAAAGAGGAGGAGGAGGUUACCUUGAAAGAAGAGGAGGAGGCAGUUUUUGGAGUGAAGAAUGAGAAAGAGGGAGAGAUAACGGUCAUAUUGACAGAGGAGUCAGGAGAUCUGAUUACCACCAGAGAGAGACCAGAGUCUGACCGCGGGAAGAGUUCCUCAGAGGAAACAGACCCAGAGACGCCUAACCAACACCACUGCUCCCACUGUGGAAAGAGUUUUAGGUGGUUAAGGAGCCUGAAAAUGCAUGAGAGAAUACAUACAGGAGAAAAGCCCUACCACUGUUCCCACUGUGGAAAUAAUUUUACUCAGUUAGGGGCCCUGGUUGGGCACGAGAGAACACACACUGGAGAGAAGCCUUAUCACUGUUCUCACUGUGGAAAGAGUUUUAGGUGGUUAGUGAGUCUGAAAAAGCAUGAGAGAAAACACACAGGAGAAAAGCCUUUCCAACAUACUAAUACACAGGAGGAGAAGACAUACCACUGCUCUCAUUGUGAAAAGACAUUUUCCCAGUCAGAGGACCUGAAAACACACGAGAGAAUAUAGAGGCUGUAUUCUGACUUAUGUUUCUGACUGAGAAUUUGUCCACGGCCAGGAUUCACAGGACCAGGGUGUCCGCUAUGGACACCUGGAAGAAAUCAGCAGGGGACAUUUCUGAAGGUUUAUCCAACAGACCUGUACAUCCAUGAAUGGGUCUCUAUAAUGUGUAACUAUUUCUGAAGGUUUAUCCAACAGACCUGUACAUCCAUGAAUGGGUCUCUAUAAUGUGUAACUAUUUCUGAAGGUUUAUCCAACAGACCUGUACAUCCAUGAAUGGAUCUCUAUAAUGUGUAACUAUUUCUGAAGGUUUAUCCAACAGACCUGUACAUCGAGGAAUGGAUCUAUAAUGUGUAACUAUUUCUGGAGGUUUAUCCAACAGACCUGUACAUCCAUGAAUGGGUCUCUAUAAUGUGUAACUAUUUCUGAAGGUUUAUCCAACAGACCUGUACAUCCAUGAAUGGAUCUAUAAUGUGUAACUAUUUCUGGAGGUUUAUCCAACAGACCUGUACAUCCAUGAAUGGGUCUCUAUAAUGUGUAACUAUUUCUGAAGGUUUAUCCAACAGACCUGUACAUCCAUGAAUGGAUCUCUAUAAUGUGUAACUAUUUCUGCUGUAUUGUGAUGUAUUGUUUAAUAGAUGUACUAUGUUAGGUAUAUUUAUCUGUGGUUUUAUUUCAACAGAUUUUACUGAUGCUAUUAGAUUGUACUAUGUUAGGUAUAUUUAUCUGUGGUUUUAUUUCAACAGAUUUUACUGAUGCUAUUAGAUUGUACUAUGUUAGGUAUAUUUAUCUGUGGUUUUAUUUCAACAGAUUUUACUGAUGCUAUUAGAUUGUACUAUGUUAGGUAUAUUUAUCUGUGGUUUUAUUUCAACAGAUUUUACUGAUGCUAUUAGAUUGUACUAUGUUAGGUGUAUUUAUCUGUGGUUUUAUUUCAACAGAUUUUACUGAUGCAAUUAGAUUGAGAGGUGAGAGGUCACACAUGGUUUAGAUGGUAAAUAUUUAUGUCCCCUUAGCGGUUCAUCACGUAAGCAAAAAGGGAAUAUGUUCCAUCAUCUAUGUUAAUUUACAUUAGUGCAAAUUGUCCACUGAUAUUGGUGUAAUUUCUCACCCCUUUUGGCUGUAUGAAAGUCAAUUUCCCCUCAGACACACACAUUUGUUCUUUGUUAUUAUGAAGGUUAUUUGUGUCAAAUGUACUUUUCCCCACUCAUUCACCACCUCUCUUUACAUUGCUUAUUUAUAUUCAGUGGCCUGACUGCAUCCAGACUAUGUCAAAGGCCCAUCCUGGUAGAUCUGAACCUAAUGCAGCUUGGAGUGAUCAGAUGACAGAAGUCACAUUUAGGUGCCAGGUGUAACUGAGUCCAUAGAUGCUCCAUAUCCAUUACUUUGAGUGUUUUAUAUAAUAUGACUAAAUGUGUUUCUUUCUGUGUUGCAGGGGCAGUCAAGAAAUGGAACGGCAAGGCCACAGAACAUGACAUAAGCAGAGCUGUGGGAGACCACCUCAAGCCCCUGGUAGAGCCGGGGGUGGUGUUUACCACUCCACCACGCCUUCAGCAGGCUGGAAAAGUGGGAUUGAGAUUGAUUUUCAUACAAAGAUGGACCAAGAGUC
Messenger RNA from Salvelinus fontinalis (brook trout), 2617 nucleotides. Its product is annotated as zinc finger protein 3-like. The coding region runs from base 271 to 1020 and encodes 249 amino acids. Gene Ontology annotation, molecular function: RNA polymerase II cis-regulatory region sequence-specific DNA binding; DNA-binding transcription factor activity. The transcript is spliced from 2 exons. NCBI's taxonomy places the organism in Eukaryota, Metazoa, Chordata, Actinopteri, Salmoniformes, Salmonidae. The record is from RefSeq and is a predicted model, not a curated record. Gene Ontology annotation, biological process: regulation of transcription by RNA polymerase II.